Molecule: messenger RNA, 456 nt
Organism: Acanthoscelides obtectus
Lineage: Eukaryota; Metazoa; Arthropoda; Insecta; Coleoptera; Chrysomelidae
Source: the annotation of a GenBank genome assembly
AUGGCUGAAAUGAUGAAUCUUCGAAAUAUGAAAUACUACAAACCACGGCGUACACCGCGAACUAGUGAUUUUAAAAGUAUGUUCCGGUUUGAAGAGGAAAAUGUGAAGUGGUUAGCCCAGAACUUUCUAGGCGAGAGUGUAGAAAGGCGUGGUGGUGCAUUAUCAGCUUUACACAGAAUGAAAGUAUGUUUAACGUAUUUGGCAAAUCCAGGUUUCCAAAGCGGAAUUAGCGAAGAGCUAGGCAUUGAGCAAUCCACUGUUUCUCGCACUGUGAGAGAUGUGGUAAAAAAAAUAACUCUACAGGCUAAUCGUUGGAUUCAGUUUCCUAAAAGUCACCAUCAUAUAAUGAAAGCCAAAGAACUCUGGGCAAGCCGGUUUAGAUUUCCGACUGCUAUUGGAGCACUAGACUGCUCACAUGUGAAAAUAGAGAAACCCAACUUACAUGGGGAAGAAUAA